CUCAGCUACCGGACCGGUUAGCCCUGGUCGUUGGCGGGACAUGUACGUGAUGUGCACGAGCAUGUCUCAGGUGUCCAGCAUACUUUCGCUUGCAGCUGUGCAGGAGAUGACAUCGCAACAGAACUGUCUCGUUCAGCGUCAUCAUUGGUGCCAUUCUAUGUUGUUGAGAUCCCUCGAGCCUCUGCUCGGCAUGGGGAGCUUUCAGCACCUCUGGAUGAAGUUGCUGCCUUUAGCACACUUGCGGUUAUUGACUCAAUUGUCGCAUUGCGUUCGUGCAGCAAUCUCGAAAGCUUCGAACGCUGCCAUCCUACAAGCAGCUUGCACAGAUGUAGAGCGCGGCAGCAACGCAGCUUAGGCGAAGUCUUCGAUGAGUGCCAGGUACGCUAUUUCGUCCUUGUGAUCGAAUGUAAUGAAGUGCAUGCGCUCGUAGCAAAAGCCAUGGAUGUAUGACUGCCAUUUGUCGCCUUGCGUGUU
Messenger RNA from Didymella exigua CBS 183.55, 474 nucleotides. RefSeq lists its product as uncharacterized. The transcript has a single exon. The record is from RefSeq and is a predicted model, not a curated record. Bases 41 to 355 code for a protein of 104 amino acids. NCBI's taxonomy places the organism in Eukaryota, Fungi, Ascomycota, Dothideomycetes, Pleosporales, Didymellaceae.